AUGUACAAAGGACAGCUCAUGACAGCAAUGGGAAUUAAUCCCAACAAUGGCUGGUGGCCGAUUGCUUGGGCUGUGACUGAGGCCGAGAGUUAUGUCCAGUGGAAGUGGUUCGUGGAGUACUUAGCUGAUGACCUUAACUUGGAUGCAAAUGGCCCACGAUAUGUGUUUAUGUCUGACCAACAAAAGGGCCUUGCAAAGUUGAUUGUUGAGGAAUUCCCACAGAGCGAGCAUCGCUUCUGUGUGCAGCACAUAUACAACAAUUUCAAGAAAAGAUUUGUCGGAGAAAAUUUCAAAGACCGGUUGUGGGAGAUUUCCUCGAGUACCACUCUCGAACAUUAUGUGGACAAGAUGGAUGCUUUGCAGACCGAGUAUCCCCAAGCACAUCAGUGGCUUUCUGGAAUUGCAUUGACUCGAGAGAAAGCAAUUAUCAGCAUGUUGGAGGACAUUCGAACAAGUCAAAUGGAAAGAAUUCAGAUCAGAGGCCAGUGGAUCAAAAGCUACGAUCACGCAGUCCCUCAUGUUAUCAAGGAGCUUGUUGAUAAGUGGUACGCGUGGGCUUCAUCGUGGAGGUCUACAUGGAACGGACAGUCUUCGUACCAACUAACCGGAAUCCCGUGCUCUCAUGCUAUCGCAACAAUCAAUAAGAAUGGCGACGACGUGAUGCGAUUCGUUUCCCGCUAUUAUUUGAAGUCAACAAUGAUCAUGUUGUAUGAGAAUGUCCUUUAUCCCAUCAAUGGGGUGGACAAUUGGCCCAAGACUACUUCUGAUGGUGCGGUGGAACUGGCGCCCCCGAGGUCAAAGCGACAACGUGGUAGGCCGAAGAAACUGAGACGUGAGAAGCCCUAG
Messenger RNA from Salvia splendens (bonfire salvia), 846 nucleotides. RefSeq lists its product as uncharacterized. The record is from RefSeq and is a predicted model, not a curated record. The transcript is spliced from 4 exons. Bases 1 to 846 code for a protein of 281 amino acids. Lineage: Eukaryota; Viridiplantae; Streptophyta; Magnoliopsida; Lamiales; Lamiaceae.